UGUGUUUCGUGCCCUGGAUUGUAACAGAGAAAGAGAAGCAGCCCUCCUGCGGCCCGUAAAGCCCACCACCAUGGACGUCAAACUGCUGGCGCUCACGGCUCUGCUGGCCGUGGCCACACAUGCACCAACCUCCAACGCAAAGCCCAUCAGUCUGGUUGAGCGGUGCUGGUGUCGUUCCACCCUCAACACGGUUCCUCAGCGCUCCAUCAAGGAGCUCAAGUUUCUCCACACACCCAACUGCCCCUUCCAAGUCAUUGCAAAGCUGAAGAGCAACAGAGAGGUUUGCAUCAACCCGGAGACCAAGUGGCUGCAGCAGUACUUGAAGAACGCCAUUAACAAGGUGAAGAAGUCCCGAAGACGCAACAACAAGAAAAACUAAAACCCAGGAGAAGGCCCGCGUGUCGUCGAGCCUGGUGCUCCCAGGUCGAACCUCUUUACCUCCCUGUCACUGCUAUGGAUGUAUGCAAACACGCUGUAUUGUACCCGUCCACGUACCUGGACCUGCUUGCAGAACCAGCACUUCACCGCCAAAACCCAUGCCGUUCCGAGCGCCACCACCGAUCCCUCUGGGUGUCCGAGCAGCCGCCUCCAACAAUCCACGUUAGCGCCAAGUGCAAUUACACCUUGGAACGACGGGACGCAUGUCGAUGUCAGAUAUGGGUGCUGAGUGACUGUUAUGAGAAAGAGAGAAAGUGAAUGUAUGUGUGUGUUUGAGUGUGGCAUACGUGAGCUAACUCUGACUGUGUGCCUGUAUAUAGUAUUUUUCUUGCUUCACACAGCUAUAAAGGAACAAUUUUAGCUUUCUGUCUCAUGCAAGGCUUUGUGCAAAAACCAUGUGGUGUCAGAUAAACUUUAAAUACAAGCUGCUUCCUUGGAGUAAGUACAGUUGGGACUUAGUUGCCAGGUUCUGCCCUGAUAUGUCUUUUUGUGGUUUGGUAAGCUGAAGGGUUGUUUAAUCCAAAACCACCGAAGGAAAAAAAUCAUCCAAGUCAAACCCACAAAGCAGAGAACAUUCCCAAAACAGUGGUUAACAAUACCUACAAGUUCUAAUAAUGUUUUCAAAACACUAACAUUUUAGGGAUAUUUCCAAUAAUGUUCCAAUGAGGUUUAAAAUGAUCUCAGACAGAAUGUUUUGACAUUAAGACGAUGUUUGGAGGAUGCUGUCAGAUAUGUUCCAUGAUAGCAACAGAAGAACGUUCUCAAACCAACCAUGAAAAAACCUUUUUUAAGAUGUUAUUAAGGCUUCAGAAGACAGAAUGUUGUUUGUUGUUGAUGUUGCUGUUGAGAAAGUUCUUCCAUAAAAAAAAAAAAACAUUAUUACAUAAGAACAAAGAAAGGGCAUUCUCAAUGCAAACAUUCAGGUGAUGUUUCAAGAACAUUUUUAGUGCACCUUUAGCGAUUUUUUUUUUUUUUUUUAAUGAAACUUUUAGCUGAAAACAUUAUUAGAACUUUGCAGAACUGCCUCAGAACAUUUUUAGGACACAUUUAAUUCUAGCUGGUAAAUGAUCAUGUCCAUGAGACUUCUACUCAUUAUAUUCUAUGAUAUUAUAGUAAUUAUACUAUACUUAAUGUGUAUAACGCAAAUAACUACUUUGGAUGUGGGUUUUCCAGAUAUAAAUGUGAAAGGCUUCUUCCGAUCUGAGGUUGAAGUGGCGUCACUCUAUGAGGUGAACCAUCCACAAGCAGUGACUGAACAGGGCAGACCGCGACACCACGAGUCUGGUGUCGUCUUGGAGCUUGGUGCAGGAACAAAAACUACUAAGAAACAAGCACUGAUCUGAUGGUGCUAUAUAUUCAGUGCAAGGGGCCAGAGCCAUUGACAUAACUGUAUGUUAUUUUAUGCAACAUUUAAGACGAGACGUUGUGACCUCUAUGUCUUAAAUGAAACUCUGUAAUGUUUUUUACCGGUCAAGCAAACGUUUAAAGGGCUGUAGUUGGAAGUCUUAGGUGAAAAACUUAAAGGAAAGCGGGUUGUUAGUAGAUGUGAAGGCUAUAGACUGUCAAAAAAAAAACACUUAUCAAUGCUUUUUUUUAAUUGAUUGAACAUAAACAGAGACCAAAUAUUUAUUCAGUAAAACAUGCAACAAUAAGUAGCAUAUAAACCUCAACAUUCAUGACUUUCUAUUAUAUUUUCUGUUCAGAAACGGAGGCAGUACACCAGUUUACACCUCAUCAAAAGAGUUCAUCAAAAAACAAAAAAACUAUUGCAGUAUUUUCAUGCCAACACCUGUCCUUGGUAGGAAUGAAAAGCUACUAAAUUGUGGGGGAGGGGGGGAAUAAAAAAAAUAAAAAAUAGCGGAAAGAUGAAAAGGGAAUGUUCAAGGUGGCAAAAAGAACGUUUUUGAUUAUCCAUUUUUAUAUAUAUUUGAGCCACUUUAUUAUCAGAUGUGUCUUUUAAGUGUAUUUUUUUUUAUUUUUAUAUUAUGUAUAAUCUUACUAAAUGCUUUUUUAAAAUUGCAAUGUACAGUAGUAGGCAGUGGCUACUGAAUGAAGUGCUAGAAACAGUAUUAAACUUCAUUUUCUUAAGGAUUCAUGCAGUAUUUCUCAUAUCUGUAAUUAUUUGUUUGCAAGUAUGCUAUCCACAGUAUGCAACACAUCUUGUGAGAUUUUUUUUUUUCUACAACGUGGAUAAAAUCCUGAGCAAAUGAUGCAUUGUUCUCCCAGUUUGAGGUUUUCUCCUUUUCAGAAGGAGUCAGAUGUAGAAAAUCUGUAAAAGUCCAACAUGUAGAGACGGAAAACAAAAGCCGCUAUCAUUGUGUUACAUGAGUUGGGAAACUAUUCAGCCCACCAGUUCUCCCCGUUAAACAUUUGAUUGAAUUUUUUUAUACUCAGGUUGAUGUAUGAUGUGUCAACGGAGCCACUGAGCCAAAACAGAACGAAACCUUUCAGUCGAGAGCCGAGCGACCAGCAUGUGCUUUCAAUCUGGACACUCCCAGCACCCCACAGGCUUUCUUUGCAAUUUUACUCAACUGCUGCAGAAAUUAGACUUUUUGUUCCCCCCCUAAAAUUGUUACAGGAGUCCAAGCAGUUGUGGACAUUGUUAUAGUCUUUUUUUUGUUUUUUCAUUUUAUACAGUCUAUUUACUGACUGGCUGCUUACUGGUGAUGAUCUUAUCACGUUGGCAGCCAGUGGUGCAAUAAUCUAAUUAAUUUCUCCAUUAAUGCAAUAGAAAUGAUCAACAAUCUUAAUGUAAUUUUGCUAAUCUGUGUAAGAACAUUGCUGAAUAAGCUAAAGGCAUUCCAUUUUCCAAACAAACUGAUAUGCAAAGAUAAAAAAGAAGUCAGAUUUCAUUCAGUGUGUGCGCUGAUUGCAAAACCGCCAUCUUUUCUGUAAUUAGUUUAUUAACUCUAAAGUCACAUCUAGUCAAUCUUUUUCAUUGAUUAAUCUGAUAGUUACCUCAAUAACAUAUUAAAGAGAUUGCAUUACCUGCAGUAAAACUAUGAUAACCUAAUGGGAAAUAUGUUUACCAAGCAGAAGUUAAUAAGAUCCAUGUAAUGUAAUAAGCGAUUAGAUCUAAUAAAUAGAAUUUCAGUGCUGUUACGUAGAUCUUGCAAUGUCAGAGCCGAUCUUAUUUAACUUUCACUAUACAGAGAAUAUUUAGUAUUUUUUUGUGCGUGUGUCAUUUAGACCAAAUACACAUUCAGGUUCACAUUUACUUGCUGUUAGCGUGUUCAUAAAUGAAUCCAAGUGUGUUUUAACUUUGGACCCCAAGACAAUGUGAAAUAUCUUCAUUUCUUUUGAGGCAGCUUCUGACACAUAUUCUUCAUAUACGUAAAAUGUAUUACUCUCUGUAUUUUUGCUGUUUGUAAACCAAGAGACAGUAUUUUAGCUUUGAUAUCCAUGCCCAUUUUUCAAUAAAGUCAUAUGAGAUAAAAUGAA
Molecule: messenger RNA, 3879 nt
Organism: Stegastes partitus (bicolor damselfish)
Lineage: Eukaryota; Metazoa; Chordata; Actinopteri; Pomacentridae
Product: stromal cell-derived factor 1
Exons: 5
Coding region: 71-379 (102 amino acids)
Biological process (GO): immune response; defense response; chemotaxis
Cellular component (GO): extracellular region
Molecular function (GO): chemokine activity
Source: RefSeq, a predicted model, not a curated record